Molecule: messenger RNA, 1557 nt
Organism: Penicillium waksmanii
Lineage: Eukaryota; Fungi; Ascomycota; Eurotiomycetes; Eurotiales; Aspergillaceae
Product: 3-oxoacid CoA-transferase
Exons: 3
Coding region: 1-1557 (518 amino acids)
Biological process (GO): ketone body catabolic process
Molecular function (GO): succinyl-CoA:3-oxo-acid CoA-transferase activity
Source: RefSeq, a predicted model, not a curated record
AUGCCUUCACAAGUGGCCACAUGUCUGCGCUUCGCGCGGCAGUUUUCCGCGGAUCCUGCUAAGCACCAACGUUUCCUUGCACGUACCUUCUCUAGCAGUGUUCAGCGCGCUGCCAUCAACAAGGUGUUCUCGUCCGCCGAAGAUGCUACCAAGGACAUCAAGUCAAACUCCACCCUUCUGGCCGGCGGAUUCGGUCUAUGUGGUGUUCCCGAUACCCUCAUCAACGCGGUUCGGGCCAACUCAUCAAUUUCCGGUUUGACCGUCGUCAGCAACAACGCGGGUGUGGACGGCUCUGGACUGGGCCUACUCCUCCAGUCUAAGCAGAUCAAGAAAAUGAUUGCUAGCUAUGUGGGCGAGAACAAGACCUUUGAGCGCAUGUACUUGACUGGCGAGAUCGAAUUGGAGCUCACCCCUCAAGGUACAUUGGCUGAGCGUUGCCGUUCUGGCGGUGCCGGUGUACCUGCAUUCUACACCCCCGCGGCGUUUGGCACCGUUGUGCAAACCGGCGACUUGCCCUUGCGACACAACAGUGACGGAACUGUCGCUCUUUACAGCCAACCUCGUGAUACCAAGGUCUUUGAUGGCAAGAGCUAUGUCAUGGAAGAGGCCAUUAAGGGAGACUACGCCUUCGUGAAGGCGUGGAAGGCUGACAAACUGGGUAACUGCCAGUUCCGCUAUGCGGGCGCCAACUUCAACGGCGCAAUGGGUCGCAACGCUAAGAUGACCAUUGUCGAGGCUGAGCACAUCGUGGAGCCUGGUGAGAUCGAGCCUGCAUCUAUCCACCUGCCUGGUAUCUACGUCAAGCGUGUGAUUCAGAGCACCACCGAGAAGAAGAUUGAGAAGUACACUUUCGCCAAGGAAGAGGGCGCCGAUACCUCUGCACUGGGUAAGGGUGACACUGCCAACAAGCGUGAGCGCAUUGUUCGUCGCGCUGCAAAGGAGUUCAAGAACGGGAUGUAUGCCAACUUGGGUAUCGGUAUGCCCAUGCUGGCCCCUAACUUCGUCGACCCUUCUGUCGAAGUCACUCUCCAGUCCGAGAACGGUAUUCUCGGCCUUGGUCCCUACCCCAAGAAGGGCGAGGAGGACCCCGAUCUGAUCAACGCCGGCAAAGAGACUGUUACUCUAAACCCGGGUGCUUCCUGCUUCGGCAGUGAUGAGUCGUUCGGUAUGAUUCGUUCCGGCCGCAUCGAUUUGACCAUCCUGGGUGCCAUGCAGGUCAGCGCCAAGGGCGACCUUGCCAACUGGAUGCUUCCCGGAAAAAUUAAGGGCUUCGGUGGUGCUAUGGACCUUGUUUCUAACCCCUCUGCCACCAAGGUCGUUGUCACCAUGGAACACACUGAUAAGAAGGGCAACCCCAAGAUUGUCAAGCAGUGCGAGUUCCCUCUCACUGGCCCCGCCUGCGUUAGCCGUAUUAUCACCGAUCUUUGUGUCUUCGACGUUGACUUUACCAACGGCCUUACCUUGAUCGAGAUCGCUGAUGGCGUGACCGUUGAGGAAGUCAAGGCUAAGACCGAGGCCCCCUUCAACGUUGCCGAUGACCUGAAGCCUAUGCUGUAG